GUGGAGCUAAGGGUCGAUAGAGUGUUGUAGAUAAUGAGGGGGCUGUCGGGAAGGGGGAAGGGUUGCUAUGGCACCCCCUUCCCCAUCCGGCUUCCCCUACCAAAGACACCCUUCACUUGUGUCCGAGCAGGGCUGUUGGUAACUUCAUCCGUGCCGACCAGCCCCGACUUACGAACUUCGCUACGGUCUUUGUCUGGGCGGUGUAUUUUUUUGUGACAUGUGAUUUUGCUACGAUAUGCCGGCGGUAUGGACACCGCGAGGUUUCUACUCACCGCCUUACUUAUAGCAGCAGCACUCGCAAACAGUGUUGUCGGUGAUUAUGGAGUGGAGGUGAGGGUGCGCGAAGGAGGCAGAGCGGUCCUUCCGUGUCGUGGGUCAUCAGCGGGGACAAACGGAGCCAUCGCCUGGAAGCACAGGGGCGAGCCGAUCGGCCAAGAUCCGCGUUACCACCCCGACAGAUCUGCCUCCAGCCUCAUCAUCACACGCGUGAGGCCGACCGAUUCCGGCCCAUGGUCGUGCAGCCAGCAUGCACCACCAGUCAACCUCGUCGUCCUUGAACCCCCGAGGGCUCCGUACUUGCUCAUCGAUUCCAGGCGGCUAGACCCCGGAAAUUUGUUUGUCCCGGUGAAGGAAAACAGCAAGCUGUCAGUGGAGUGCGUGGUCGAAGGCGGUUCACCGGCCCCAGGGCUACACUGGCUACUAGUACCACCUCCGGGGUCGACAUCGCCACCCGGCCUGAAUCAGCAGGAAUCAGCACCGGCUGCGACCCAAGGAUUUACCCGAUCGGUCGCCAGCAUACCAAGGGUCCUCAGGGAUCACCACAAUUCGACUGUGGCAUGUAUAGUCACGCACCAGACGCUUCCUGCCCCGCUCAACGCUUCAAUUCUUCUAGACGUUCAAUUCACCCCAUCGUUUGCGAUAACACGAGUACCCGGCUUCGGCAUCCCUCUCAGGGAAGGAAUCCCCGUAUCGCUGAAAUGCGACGUCGACUCUAAUCCGCCCUCUCUGCCCGUCUGGCAAAAAGAUGAUGGCGCCCCGCCUGUGGAACAGUCGAACGACGGGUUCUUGAAUUUUACAUCUUUAAAGCGAGAACACAACGGCUGGUACAAAUGCACGACGAGGCAUCUCCUGUCCACAUACUCUUCGAUCGGCUAUUUUCUGAACGUCAGAUAUGGUGAUGGAGAAAUGAACCCAGGGGACAUAGAAGUGGGUGGGAGCACAGAGGCGGCCACUGGUUCGGGAAACGCUGUCGAAGUUUCCGUUGGAGGUGCCGUCCAAUUGGAGUGCGGGGGCAACGAGAGAGGCUGCUGGGGACGAGUUUCCACCUCGGGGCAAGUCUCGCCAUUAGGACAAGGCGCACCAUUGUCGAUCCAUUCUGUCCUUUAUCAGCAGGCCGGCCACUAUAGGUGUUACGCCCCGGAACCGGACCGUCUGAAUGCUUGGAGAACGCACAAUGUCCAUCUAAAAGUCACAGGCGUGCCGAUGGUCCUAGCGAGGAACUUGUCGAAGGUGGCCGAAGUCGGUGACGCUAUUUCCCUUUUGGCCGAGUACUGCGCCAGUCCCAGUGCCACCAAAGUCCUUUGGAUACUUCCCACGGCGAGAGUUAUUGCUCCCGGGACCACUUUAUGGGGAAUAACAGCUCACAACAUCACAAACGGCAAUUGGACCAAUUGCCACAAGGCUUUGCUGACGGUGGAUCGAGUAGGGAAAGAGCAUGAGGGAGAGUUCAGCCUUUUGGUCUGGUCAGGACGGGGCAUCGGGCAGACAACCAUCAGGCUCAACGUGACAGGAAACGGUGACACUUCUGCAGGCAGAGGCAUGGCCUCCUCCUCGGCUCUACUUGUCGCAGUCAUCGCCAUAGCCAGGAUAUGUUAACACUCGCCAGCCUUAACUAUUUUACCUUAAAAAUAAGCCUUAAGAAUCCUUGGCGGGAAGUGGAUCUAGUCAUAUAGACUUUAUAUUGUAUAUGUGGUAUUAGUCGUCUCCUAUACUUAUCAUUUAUAAGUAUGGGACGAGAUUGUAAAUAUUCUAGAGAUAUGUGCGAUAUAAAUAUCAAUAUAUAUAUUUAAUGCCCGAUUAUUGUUAAAUAUUGUGUAUAAAAAGGAUUUUUUUUUUUUUCAAUUUUGAAAUGUUGUCCUUGUUAUGUUAUUUGUGCCAAAACGCAUGAAAUUUUAUACGAGGGAAUCUUUACACUAUAGGAGUGUUGAGUGUGAUGAUGAAUAUUUUUUAUUUUGUAACGUACCAAUUCAAAUCUGUAAUUUAUUAUAAUGGUAAUAAUCUCCCCGUGUUUAUCAAUAUAACAACGAAUUUAAUUUUGCCAGUUUUUAUUUCGACUGUUACAGCUCUCCUAAAAAUGGUUGAAAAUUGGUCUAUUUCGUUGUUUUUUUGCAGGGUGGAAACAAAUUGUCAGUUAAAUAAUUUAUUUGCAAUAAACUUAAUAAACAAAAUGCUAUUAUCACUAACUAGAAACACAUUAUAAUAUCUACUAAACCCAGAAUUCUAGGCCUAUUUCCAUAAUCGCUCACUUUAAUAAUUUAAACUAAUUAUUUCUAAUUUCUAUAAAUUGAAAUCUACAGUUUACCUUUAUUUACCUUUAUUUACCUUUCUC
This is a messenger RNA of Cimex lectularius (bed bug), 2608 nucleotides long. It is a transcript of the gene tei, whose product is annotated as nectin-3. Gene Ontology annotation, cellular component: cell-cell junction. Gene Ontology annotation, molecular function: cell adhesion molecule binding. Bases 247 to 1875 code for a protein of 542 amino acids. The record is from RefSeq and is a predicted model, not a curated record. Gene Ontology annotation, biological process: cell-cell adhesion. The transcript is spliced from 8 exons. NCBI's taxonomy places the organism in Eukaryota, Metazoa, Arthropoda, Insecta, Hemiptera, Cimicidae.